UGUGCCUCGGCGUCCUUGCAGAGCUUCGUGCUCAGUUUUUCUAAACUGCUUGAAGGAGCUGGUUUGAUACUCGAAAAACUCCAAAUAAACCCUGGAGAUACUAAGGGUUUAAAUAAGCAUCUUUACAUUUUAAAUUAAUCGGCCUGAUUGAUUUCUCGGUGACAUGAAGUGACGACCUAAUCCCUCGGAAGAGGCUGGCGUUUGAGCUCUAAGGGAGGGAUUUUCAAGAUGUUUCAUUUCUCAUUCCUGAAUGUGGAAUGCUAUCAAAAGAACUGAAAAACCUGGUUGCGGACACUGGACCCUAUUACUUUGUGAAGAAUUUACCUCUUCAUGAAUUAAUUACACAUGAAUUUAUCCACACUUUUGUAAAGAAAGGUUCGUGCUAUGCACUAACAUACAAUACAAAUAUUGAUGAAGAUAAUACUGUUGCCCUGCUUCCAAAUGGGAAAUUAAUUUUAUCACUGGAUAAAGAUACUUAUGAAGAAACUGGACUUCAGGGUCAUCCAUCUCAGUAUUCUGGCAGAAAAAUUAUGAAAUUUAUUGUUUCCAUUGAUUUGAUGGAUUUAUCCUUUAACCUGAAUUCUAAGAAGUAUGAAAGAAUAUGUUGGUCCUUCAAAGAAAAGAAGCCAAUGAAAUUCGAUUUUCUUUUGGCUUGGCAUCAUACAGGUGCAGAAGAAUCAGCGAUGUUGUCAUUCUUUUCUAAAUACCAAAUUCAGGAGCAUCAGCCCAAAGUAUCAAUGAGCACAUUGAGCGAUCUCCAGUGCCCAGUGCUACAGAGCUGUGAGCUCAGGGGAGAGCCCGAGACAUCCUGCAGUGCCCUAGAGCUCUUGGACUGGUUUGGAGGUGUCUUCUGUAAUGCAGUCCUAAAUAACGAGCCUGAUAAUUUCAUAUCAAACUUUUGCUGUCCCCAACCAAGCACAGUGGUGGCCCAAGCUCAUUUAUGUACAAUCACUGGUUUCAUACUUCCAGAAAAGAUCUCUGUCUUACUGGAGCAGCUGUGUCACUACUUUGAUGAACCAAAGUUAGCUCCAUGGGUUACAUUAUCGGUCCAAGGCUUUGCAGACAGCCCGGUUUCAUGGAGAGAAAAUGAACAUGGUUUUUGGAAAGGAGGAGAACAUUUAUACAACUUCGUGAUUUUUAAUAAUCAGGACUAUUGGCUUCAGAUGGCUGUUGGGGCAAAUGAUAAUUGUCCACCAUAAAAAAAUUCAAAAUCAUGUUUGUUUAUAUUUA
This is a messenger RNA of Ictidomys tridecemlineatus (thirteen-lined ground squirrel), 1230 nucleotides long. Lineage: Eukaryota; Metazoa; Chordata; Mammalia; Rodentia; Sciuridae. The record is from RefSeq and is a predicted model, not a curated record.